Molecule: messenger RNA, 369 nt
Organism: Drosophila busckii
Lineage: Eukaryota; Metazoa; Arthropoda; Insecta; Diptera; Drosophilidae
Exons: 2
Coding region: 1-369 (122 amino acids)
Source: RefSeq, a predicted model, not a curated record
AUGAGACUGUCGUUGGUAUUGCUGUAUCAAGUGAAGACAAAGCUUAAAAAACACGCCAAGCGACUGCGACGCAAGUCCUCACACAUAAGUUUUGGCUAUCAGCUGUUUCUCUAUCGCCAGGAGCUGCGACGCGCCAACACGGACUACUCCUAUCUGCGACUAUCCAGAGCCAAGAUUAUGCUUACAGCCGAGCUCAUAGCCAAGAACAUUGGCAAUUGCAACAAAAUGUGCAGCGUGGAUGAUCUGAAGAUGCUCAGCCGCGAGGUGCAGUUCAAGAAGCGUCUCUGCAAUCAGGUGCAGCGUCUCGAGCAGUUCCAGCAGCUGGGCCUAACCGAUGUCGUGCUCAAUGGCAAACGCACUGCGCUUUAG